Orycteropus afer afer is the source of this 2319-nucleotide messenger RNA. RefSeq names its product synaptonemal complex protein 2 like (gene SYCP2L). Lineage: Eukaryota; Metazoa; Chordata; Mammalia; Tubulidentata; Orycteropodidae. The record is from RefSeq and is a predicted model, not a curated record. The coding region runs from base 1 to 2319 and encodes 772 amino acids. The transcript is spliced from 28 exons.
AUGAAUUUCUGUCGGUUAAUCUGGCUUCAAUCACUCAUUACUGAUGUAGCCGUUAGUAGAAGAUAUCAGAAAAUAAGAGAAUAUUUUCAACAGGAAGAGAGUCAUGUUCCUCAAAAAUAUAAUCAUCUUUUAUUACGCCAGCUUGACAAAUCAAUAAACAAGGAACUGGAUAACAAUGAAUUUCAGUAUGUUUCAUUGUUGCUGAAAUGCAUCCAGCGAUUCUUCCUAGAUGGCCUCAAAGAAGAGUCUUUGCUAAUUCAGCAGGGACUGAUCUCAAAGAUGGUUUCCUGGCUUCAAAGAACAAUAGGAUUUCUAACUGAGGAGGACUUAGCCUCAGACACAUCCCUGAUUACUGUCACACAAGACUUCUUUGAAACAGCAUUGAUUAUUUCCAAGAGAAGUAGUAAAGGGAAAAUUCAGAUGCUGGAUUCCUUCAUAUUUAAUUUAGGAUUUCUGGUGAUAGAAAAGACUCCCAAUCAUUUGAUAGGACAGGAGGCUUUGAGCACUUUGAACUGCAUUUUGGAGGCUAUACCACCUGAAGAGAAAAAAAAACUCCUUUUGUUAGAAGCCACGCUAAAAUGUCAUUUAUCUAAAUGUUUCAGGAAAGAACUUGCAAGUACAGUGGUGACUGUUGGUGAUUAUGACCGGCAGGUUGCUGUUUCUGAAACAUUAUGUAGACUGGUGACUAAAAACAAAAGGGAUUACUUUGUACAUUACUGGUUUGAAGAUGAUUUUAUCAGUAAUGCUUUCCAAAAAAUUAAGGACCAAGACUUUGAGACGGACUGUAGGCUGUUUCUCAAUUUCCUAAAUGGCAGACUUGGUCAAAAAAGAAGGGUCUAUUCAUUUCCGUGUAUCGCUGCUUUCGCUGAUGGCCAUGAGAUAAGAAAACCACAGAGUGAAAAAUUGGAGGAAUUUUGGAUUGAUUUCAACUUAGGAAGUCAGAGUGUAACAUUUUAUAUAGACAAUGCUGAGAGUGCUCAGUGGGACUUGGUAAGAAUUUUCAAGGAUGCAGUGGCCAAUUUCAGCGUAGUAGAAACUAAGAAGAUGAACAUGCUCGUUAUUUACCUAAAGAAGCCUGUAAUCAUCAGCAAAAAGGAAGUGAUGAGAACAGAAAUCCAUUUUGAUUUGAAAUUCAACAUAUCAGAAGUUUCCAUUAAAAUUUUAGGAAAAGAGAAUCAGAUUUUGCCUGAUAAAAAUGAAAUUUCUUCAGAAUUUAUUGGUAAGUUUGAAAAAGAAGACAGAGAGCUUAGCCCUGCCUUACUAGAUAAAUCAUUUGAGAUGAUAGAUGAAUCCCCCAACGUGGAUGAAUUCAUGAAUUUAGAACCGGAUCGCUGCCUGCUAACUCUUCGCCAUGAUGACCUGGAUGAGCCAGCUUCUAAUUACAGAAAGCACCUCUUCUCUGAGAGUGGUCAAGAUUCAAGUAAUACCAGUGAAAGAUCAGGGCCUACUGAGGAAAAAAGGAAAUCCAUAAAAUCAUAUUCUAACAGAAAAAAGAAGAGAGUCAGAAGUAGAAUAAAAGUUCUGCCACUUUCCCCGCUCAGUAGUGAAAGUGAUCACAAUAAAGGCCAAGUUAGAUUUCUAACACCAUUAUGGAAAGAUACUUCCAAGAAAAAUGCCAUACCUCGGAAAAUUUCUGGGACAGAAUUCCAGGGUACUUCUGUCUUUGUAACUCCCAAAGAUUCUGCUUUGAAAACACAACUUCAAAGGCCUCAUAUACCAAGUGAACUCUCUUCCUCAGAACACUCAGAAGUUGAAGAAAGCAUACCUAAGAUCGUGAACCGAGAGUCAUCGAUGACGAGCUUCAAACGUAAGGUGCAAACCUUAGAUGAUAAAGACAUAUCAGUUGGUGGUAUUAUGACGUCAAAUCAGUCAAAAGUGGAAGAUGAUGGUGCUCCAGGAUCCCUUUCCUCAGUGGUGGAGGAAGGUGACUUGGCAGAGGGGAUUUCUGUCCCAUCAUUAGAAGCUAUGCCAGAGAACAUGGAUGGUUCUGCCAUCAUCUCAACCUUAGAAAACGUCACUAAAGUACUGAAAAGGAAAUACGAGCUUAGACACAGAAGGAGUCAACUUUCUUCAAAAAGUAGAACAAAAGCACCGGAUUGCCUAACAAAACUUUUAAAGCAGAUACAUCAGUGCAGACGGAAUAAACUACAGCAGUUUCGAAGUUUUAUUCUUCGUGAGUUGAGCUACGUUGAGAAGGAUAUCCAGUCUCUGCAAUGUCUUGAGAAUGAUGUUGUGGAAUUUUGGAGGAGACAGUCUGCUGCUGUGGGAUCAUUUACUGAUGUGCAACGCAAAAACAAAAACCGAGAAUGGAAGAGCUAA